Molecule: messenger RNA, 1608 nt
Organism: Malassezia vespertilionis
Lineage: Eukaryota; Fungi; Basidiomycota; Malasseziomycetes; Malasseziales; Malasseziaceae
Exons: 1
Coding region: 1-1608 (535 amino acids)
Cellular component (GO): cytoplasm
Molecular function (GO): protein binding
Source: RefSeq, a predicted model, not a curated record
AUGGCCGACCGCGGGCCUGCGAAGCCGUACAACAACAUGUUUGCUAAAUACAGUAGCGGCGGCGCUGUUGCGCCCAGUGGGAAGAGCGAGCCGGCACAGGACUCGCUCGUGUACCCCGCACUGCAUCUCUACCCCUUGAACGACACGUUUGCAUCGAAACAGAUUAACCUGGGCACGUCGGGCCCCCAAAACCGCAUCAAGAUCGGGCGUUAUUCGAAUGCCAAGUCCGUGCCGAAUCCUUUGAAUGGCUAUUUUGACAGCAAAGUUCUGUCGCGCGCGCACGCCGAAGUCUGGUACGAAGAGGGCAAGGUAUAUAUCAAAGAUGUCAAAUCUUCCAACGGGACGUUUGUGAAUGGUACACGCCUCUCGCCAGAGUCGCAAGAAUCUGAGCCGUACGAGCUGCACGGUGACGAUGUUGUGGACUUUGGCAUCGAUAUCCUCACCGACGAUAACAAGGACAUUUUGCACCACCGCGUUGCCUGUCGUGUGUUUCUUGUCGUGACCCCCGAAGACGCGCUCAAGCUGCGCAGCGACUUUACAAGUUUGUACCGGGGCGGUGUGCAUGGCGGCACGUUGGGCAAUGCGGGGAUAUGCCCUGGCGCGGAAGGCGGCCUGCGACGCGGAAAGCCGGGCGUCAACUUUGACCACGUCAUUUUCCGUUUGCAAAACGAGCUGCAAAAAAGCAAAAUGGUGGGCACGGAGCUAUCUUCCUUAAGCAAUACGAUCCAAAAUAUAUACGAGACGCUGGGCGGUGGUGUAGCGCAGACGCAGACUGCUCCGUACCAACAUCUUGUUCCUGCUCGUGAGGGCCAAUCAAACGACGCACAGCACCACCGCUCUUCGCAACAACAUGCUGCACGGGCGGUUGACGAAGUGGCGAUCGCGAGCUUGGAGACACAGCUGAACAGUACCCACGCGAUCCUUUCUAGUCAUGUGGAACGUGUCAAGAGCUUGGAAUCGACACUCGCUGCGUACGAGAGCAUUAAGGACGAGGUUGCUGUGUUGCGGCAGCAGCUCGACUCGACCAAGCGCGACCUCCAAGUGCCGAUUCCUCCGGCGCGCGACGACCCUGGCUGGCUUGCAUUUGGGCUUCCGCAGCGAGUGUGUGCCGUGCAGGCUGAAGAUGCACGCAGUGAUACAAGCAUGGACACGAUUGUGGGCGAGCAACCAGCAGCGAUUGCAGACACACACAAAAGCACGUCUGACGACGGUCCUUUGCUCGAGCGGAUCAUGAAAAUUGAGGCACAUUUGCUAGAGGCCCUAGCGGAAGGAGAGCAAAAGGACAUUGCGCACAUGGAGAGCACACCCUCCGCGGUAGAUGCGCUGCAAAAACGUGUUGGACAGCUCGAGGAUUCCACGCGGAAUACUGUAUCCGAAGAUACCAAGUUUACCGAACUUAAGCUUAUCUUGGAACGCCGCUUGGAAGAGCAAGCACGCGCAUUCCAGGAAGAGCGCGAGCAGAUGCGAAGGGAGAUGGAUACGUUGCGCGCGACAGGAUCUUCGCACGAUAAAAAGGCGUUCGAGCAACGCCAGCACGGAUGGCUGCUCCUCUUCGCAUGCGGACUUCUUUUCACGCCUAUUUACCUCAAGUAUCUGUUCAAAAAGUGA